AUGUUUAGUCUUGGCCUUAAUCUUGCCUUAUUCGAUAUAAAGCUCAAGACUCCUUACAAGGGGUUGUUGUUCCUACGAGGCAACGAAUUUGAAGUGGAGUCCGUGCCAUUUUUUGGCGAAGUCAAAUUGUCCUUGAAUGAAGAUGUCCAUGUCAAACGCAUCCACUUGUGUCUUGUGGGGGAAUUCCAGUAUGAUUAUAUCUGCCGUGGGGAAAAGUAUGGACUAUAUGGCGAACGAUACGACGGCAAGACCUGUGUGCUUUGGGUGGAUUGGGAUAAUUUGUUGACUAGUGAAGAUGGAGAAGUCACGUUUGGAAAUUACGGUGACACAAUCAUCCCCUUGAACAAAGCCAGAUCCAAAUCUAUAGGUGAUGUAAAACGCAGGCAAGGCUCAAUCACUGAAGCAACCACUCCUGAAAUGCCUGCUCUUUCCAGAACUAACUCGUUACCAUCUGAGGUCCCUGCUUCCCCGCCACGCGUACUCGAGGUGCCCAAGAGUGGAUACGAUGGCACUCCAUUCAAGAACCAAAACUCCCCCAACCAAACUUUUCUAUUACCCAAGGGGAACUACAGUCUACCAUUCAAAGUAUUUCUCCCUACCGACAUUUGCGAAACAGUGGAAGGUAUAGCAGAAGCAAGCAUACGCUAUCGUGUCCACUGCAACAUUGAGCGAGGAAGAUUCGAGAAAACCGAAUCCAAAGCAAAGUAUCUUCGUGUGAUACGAACAUUACACCCACAAAAUCUAAAUCUUUGUGAAAGUAUCGAAAUUCACAAUACAUGGCCCGAGAAAAUUCAGUACAAGGUCAGCAUGCAUAAAAAGGGUAUUGCCAUAGGUUCUACUAUACCUAUCCAUGUGAUUAUCGUACCCAUGGUAAAAGGGUUGGUCCUUCAAGGCAUGAGUUGUUCUAUUGUCGAGCAUUUCAAUAUCGAGCAAUCCCAUAAAAGAUCUCCAGAAUUUGAAAAAGUGAUAGGUAGGCAACACUUGGCAGUUCCAACCAUGGAAGAACUUGAAUAUGAAAGAUGGGAUAUCAAAACACACUACCGAGUACCGCACAAAUUGAAAGAAUUAACCCAAGGUUGUGAAAUUAAGAACAAUUUGCUAACUGUCAAACACAGACUACGAAUCUGUAUCAGGUUUCAAAAUCCUGGAAGUGAUCAUGUUAGUGAAUUGAGAGUGAAUCUUCCUGUUUCAGUAUACAUAAGUGCAAAUUCGGGUUUUGUCGUUGAUAGGCAUUAUGAGGUGGAUCCACGUUAUGGGACAUUUAUACCGAACGAUAAACUUGAAGAAGUGUUAUUCUCAAACGGUCAAUUUGAAUCUAUUCUGGGUUCCCGUCGACCUAUUUCCCCUAUGGAAGACGAGGAAGCUACCUCCCAGGAUGAAAUCGAUCCUGAUCGUGAAGAAGCAGCUCCUCCUCUAUAUCAGGAACACAUUUUUGAUAAAGUGUAUGACAUGAACCUGCCCCGAUCGCCAUUGCAACAAUUUCAAGAGUACAGUCCGCUUCCAUCGCCGACUAACUCAGUAUUGAACCUAGCUGCAUUUGUGGAAAGACCAGAAUCUCUUGACAGUAGUAUAGAUAGUGGUGAAGACCCUUUGCUGCCUGUGCAAACCCUUGAUGUUCAAGCACUAUCCAAGGUUCCUACUUAUGACGAAGCGUUUGAUCAAGAUGUAGCACAUAUUGAAGACGGAUUUGCGCCAUUGUAUCCAUAUUCUAGUGACUUGGAUGUUGCUAGUGAUACUUCGAGGUCACCCACGAGACGAUCUCGGCGAAACUCGCUCGCCCGAAGCUUGUCAUUACCUCGAUUUUCAAUAUCUCAAGAGAGACUGCAUGACGAUGAUGACGAAGAACCAAAACGAAGAAACUCUUUAGGACUCGGGAAGUUCUUUCAUCUCAAGAGAAAGUCAAUUUCAUAG
Messenger RNA from Spathaspora passalidarum NRRL Y-27907, 1911 nucleotides. RefSeq lists its product as uncharacterized. Gene Ontology annotation, molecular function: protein-macromolecule adaptor activity; ubiquitin protein ligase binding. Lineage: Eukaryota; Fungi; Ascomycota; Pichiomycetes; Serinales; Debaryomycetaceae. The coding region runs from base 1 to 1911 and encodes 636 amino acids. The record is from RefSeq and is a predicted model, not a curated record. The transcript has a single exon. Gene Ontology annotation, biological process: ubiquitin-dependent endocytosis. Gene Ontology annotation, cellular component: cytosol; plasma membrane; cytoplasm.